AUCGCUACUUAUAUUACCCUUCUUGUCUUCUUCACCCAAACUAGCCGUUCCCACUUCCCAGCUGUCCAAACAAACCCUCAUUUUAGAGAGAGAAAAUCUCUCAAACCCCCAUUUUUCCAUACUCAUAAUCCAAAGAGAAAACAAUCACACUGAACAAAUCAAAAUUAAAUCAGUAACAUGGCCGACACUAGAAAACUGUUCACAAUCAUAUCCGUAGGAUUAUUCCUCGCUUUAAUCUCAGCCGUUGAUGCUGGUGGUGAUUUUGAUCCAACGGUGAUGGGUCUAUUCAGUUCUGGAUCUGGCUGCAAAGGUACAGUUGGUGAGUGUUUGGGUGGAGAAGAAGAGUUCGAGCUGGAUUCUGAAAGUCACAGGCGUAUUUUAGCAACAAGCAACUAUAUCAGCUAUGCUGCGCUUAACAGGAAUAGAGUCCCAUGUUCAAGGCGUGGGGCCUCCUACUAUAACUGCCGUCCAGGUGCUCAGGCUAAUCCUUACUCUCGUGGUUGCAGUGCUAUCACUCGCUGUGCAAGACGCUAGAAAAAAUAUAUUUUUUUAUUUCAUUUUAUAUUUCCCCACUUCUUAAUUUUCUCAAAAAAAAGGAAAGUGUAAUUUUAUGUUAUUAAUUUUAAUUUUGUGAUUUGGGGUUUGUUUGGUAUACAUGGAUAAAUGCAAGAGAAAUUUGAAGA
Messenger RNA from Amaranthus tricolor (Joseph's coat), 683 nucleotides. Its product is annotated as rapid alkalinization factor-like. NCBI's taxonomy places the organism in Eukaryota, Viridiplantae, Streptophyta, Magnoliopsida, Caryophyllales, Amaranthaceae. Bases 178 to 534 code for a protein of 118 amino acids. The record is from RefSeq and is a predicted model, not a curated record. The transcript has a single exon.